Botrytis cinerea B05.10 is the source of this 3408-nucleotide messenger RNA. RefSeq lists its product as hypothetical. The record is from RefSeq and is a predicted model, not a curated record. The coding region runs from base 906 to 3197 and encodes 763 amino acids. Gene Ontology annotation, molecular function: serine-type peptidase activity. The transcript has 5 exons. Gene Ontology annotation, biological process: proteolysis. Lineage: Eukaryota; Fungi; Ascomycota; Leotiomycetes; Helotiales; Sclerotiniaceae.
GUUCGAAGAUUUUAACUACCUAUGGGCAUUCACCAAGGCGUUAUCUGAUCAUCCGUAUACGCACAUAUCGUUCUUCAUAAUUUCAUCAAAAAGCCUUCAUCUCGAACUGCAUAGAUAGCAGCAUGUUGAGAAAGCAGCUAUUGUGAGAAAUAUGCCAUGCAGCGACGUGGUUGACAGCAAAUCAUGGUCUUCUAACGGAAAAUGUCCCGAAACAAUAACCUCAUGAAUGCAAACAUGUUUGGACAUUUCUUUUUAGCGUUUUCUCACAUUCGAGGUGUCGCAACGAGUGGUAUAUCAAUCUGCGCGUGAGUACUGCGCAGUCGAAGUCGCGUAUCAAUAUCAAUAUCAUAUUCUGGACCUUCUGAUUCACUAGUUAUCCGCAGGGAGAUAUCAUUUCUGUCACACAGCCCUCAACGAGUCUUGUGAAUAAUGUUGAGUUUUCAAAGUGAGAUUUACCGAAUCGUUGUUUCCAACAGUGAGGAUUCAGAGUUUGAUUGGCAAAUCGUAUUCACUUUUGUAUUCAAUGGAGGCAACGCGUAUGUUGAUGGCACAGUUGCAUUGAUAUCUACCAUACGCCUCAAUGAGCUGGCACUAUUCAGAUUGAUUGUAUCUUUUGUAUGGGCUUUUUCUGGUCGGAUCAAUAAGGUUGUGAGCCACCGCUCCAAAUAAAGCAAUAUUCUCAUUUCGCUUCAUUACUGUGCCACUCAAAGGAAGCACGUUACCUAAUCAGUCCAGCAUAUUUCAACUCCGUCUAGGAUUCUAAGUUUCAAAAAAUAAUAGGAAGACGAAGAUAAUAAGCACUGCUUACAAUUGUUUUCGUGAGCCGUACCCUUUAUUUGCCUUGAUCCCUUUCUCUUUUCUUUUCCCGCUUGUUUCUACCCAAAAUCAAUCUCAAUUUGUCUGAAAUGUUUUCGAAAAAUCUUAGACUAAGGCUGCUGGCCUUGGUGUCAACGAGUGUCUUGUUAAACUCAGCAGUAGCGGCGACAGUAGAUGGCUGUGGAGCAGUUUCUAAUGUCAUCAAGACACAUAACCAUGGUCAUCCAACAGCAAGCACCCAAAGAUUCAAUGCUUCCCUUGCUCUUCAAUGCCUUCAAUCUGUGCCCUUGGAUGUACAGCGCUCAUCAGAUUUUGUUGAUUAUAUAGAGCCAUUCUGGCAGUUCCAGAGUACCCUAGCCUAUCUCAAAGACCCUCCAUCAAGCUACCCGCUACCUGGCGCUGAUAUGCUAGGAGGUCUAGCUGAGAUUAAAGAAAAUGUUAAUUCGGGAUAUUAUGCAAACCAGUGGGAGUUUGAAAAGGAUCUCCAUUCUUUGGGAAACAUAUUGCCUCAUGAUUUUCACGUCAACUUACCUCUUCCCCUGAUGAGCGUCUUCUCCUUCGGUACGUCAGAUGGACCAAUAGUAUCAAUAUCAUCCGACGGCUUGGCAAUGCCAGAGAUAUAUUUCAAAUAUGAUCUUGACAAGCAGAACAACAUGACACUAUCCAAAACAGGUAAUUGGACAGCAUCACCACUAAUUAAAGUCAAUGGCCAAAAUGCCACUUUAUAUCUUGAAUUUAUCAGCCAGAGUACGAGUGUCUAUCAAGAUAACGAUGCCAACUAUAAUCAAAUGUUUUAUUCAAUACCGAAUUUGGCGUUUUUCGGAAGCAGUGGAAUGUUUACGUCUGGAGCAUAUAUUUAUGGAUUUUCGGCCGAUGUUAUCCAGUAUACUUUCGCCAAUGGAACCAGCAUAAACGCAGAAAUUUAUGCAUCAACAAGUCUCAAUUUUACAUCCAUAUCAUCGGGACAAGAUCUAUUCAACGCUGUAGAUUUACCGGAAUCAGAAUCAACCUAUUCGAGUUCCUCAGCCUCGGAUAGUCGACAGAGUACUAAAACUAAGACAGCAGCAAGAUCAAUUACAUCACUUACAGGCUAUCCCGAACCAAUCGUUAUGCAUCCGGACGGCUAUACAAGCGGAUACUUUUUCGAAGAUACCAAGACUGCAAUUUUAGCAAUGCAGGGAUUCAUCGACCCUUAUCAGAAGGAUGGCAAAGCAGCAGCCGAACAACAAAGAGUGAUUAGUGAGUUUUUGGCUGAAUGUCAGAAGGCCAAAAUGGAAUACUUGAUCGUGGACGUACAAGCAAAUGGAGGCGGUGAUUUAUUCAGCGGAUAUGAUGCUUUUAAACAAAUUUUCCCAUCUUUGGUUCCAUUUGGAGCAUCACGAUAUCGAGCCACCCCGCUGGUCAAUUAUAUGGGUACCAUAUUUACUGGUGCCGGAACUUACGAUGCCAGUCAUGAUUAUCUCUUUCAGGCACAAUCAGAGCUUGAUGGCAAUGGGCAGCCAUUUCAAAGUUGGAAUCAGGAAGACCCUAAUACACCGAUCUAUGGUGAUAACUUUACUGCGGAACUUCGUUACAACCUUUCAGAUCACGUCACGAUGUCCCAAUCAGGAGGCAUUAAUAUCACAGGCUACCUAGAUGAAAGCAACCCUCCCCCAGCGGUGUUCAAUGCUUCGAACAUUGUGAUGCUUAUGGAUGGCGGUUGCGGCUCCACGUGUGCUAUCUUUGCCGAGAUGAUGAAAGCUCAAGGUGGUGUACGAAGUGUUGUCGUUGGAGGUCGCCCCCAACCAGGUCCUCAGCAAGGAGUAUGUGGUUCUAAAGGCGCCCAAGUAUUGACCUACAAUGGCGUCGCAUCUCAUCUCGAAGCUCUACCAGACGCACAAGCAUCAUAUCUUCAACAGGGACUCGAACUACCCGACUACCCAGCUCCAGAGUACAUCCCUAACAUCAAAGCCAACGUAUCUCUCGGAUCCACAUCAAGACUAAUGUCCGGCGGCCGUUUCAACCUUCGAAAUAACAUGCACGACGACGAUGAAACAUUCACACCCCUGCAAUUUCAAUACGAAGCUGCCAACUGUCGUUUAUUCUAUACUAAAAAUGAUAUCUAUGAUAUCACCGGCUUAUGGAUGAGAGUUCAAUCAGUGGUAUGGAGAGGCCAACCUUGUGUUUCCGGUAGUGCCAUUACCGAUGACGAUACCAUGCCAUCCGGCGCCUACGACACCGUACCAUUUGGCGAUUCCGCAUUACCGAAUGUUGAAUUGCCAACUCAGCCAGGCUUGGUACCCAUUGGGAAGGGAGUCAAGAGUUGGGCUAGCGAGAGUGGAAAUCGAGAAGAAACUGCGCAGAAAGCUUUUGUGGGGGCGAUUUGGAACGGAUUACUAUAAUUAUUUGGGGAGUGCAUGGAAUUGGGAGUUUUACAAUGAGAACAUGCUGGUCUGCGUUAUGGGUGUUGAUAAAUGCAUAUGCGGGGCGUUUUAGAGAGAAUUUUCUAGGGAUAGAGGGAAAUUGAUUGAUAAUAUUGCAUCGGAUAUGUAUCCAGCGAAGAUGUGGGGAGUAAUGGCAUCAUAGGGGUGUGGCUUUAAUACUAGUUAAUCA